Molecule: messenger RNA, 1005 nt
Organism: Salmo salar (Atlantic salmon)
Lineage: Eukaryota; Metazoa; Chordata; Actinopteri; Salmoniformes; Salmonidae
Source: RefSeq, a predicted model, not a curated record
CACUUGCUUGUCACAUGUUGACAUACUUUGUUUGGUUGUAGUGUGUAAAAGUCUCCCGUUUUCUCUUUAUUGUGUCCCUGUCAUCUUGUCAUUCUUCAGCACUUGUGGAGUACAACGGCUGCCAAGGUGCCUUAUUUUGCGCAACGGGAGGGAGCUCCCAUCUCACUUUCUUCAUGGUGCCAGCCAGACUUGUUUUCUUUGUAAGCAACUUGUUCGCCAAUAAAUGAAGAAAUUGCCCACGGUGACAUUCCUCCCCCUGCCAAGGGUGAUUUAGGCAUUCCCGGAUUCAAAGAAGAGGCUGGAUUCAAAGGAGAGGCUGGAUUCAAAGGAGAAUCUGGUGCACCUGGUGAUCAUGGAACGCUGGGUCCCAUGGGAGAGGAGGGGAGGAGGGGAGAACGGGGUGACGCCGGGACUUCAGGUGCCGCUGGACCCAAUGGAGAGAGAGGUGCUCCUGGCAGUAGAGGUUUUCCUGGUCAGGAUGGGUUACCUGGUCAAAAGGGUGCCCAAGGUGAGCAAGGACUGGGUGGGUCAUCUGGUCCCAAAGGUGCCGAUGGUGACCCAGGACGCACUGGAGAGCCAGGUCUUCCAGGGGCACGGGGUCUGUCGGGUCUUCUCGGCUCCCAGGGUCCUGAGGGACACCAAGGACCAAUGGGAGGAGGAGGAGAGGAUGGGGGACCAGGUCCAGCAGGGUCAGCUGGUACCAGAGGUCCAGCUGGAACCAUGGGUGUAGUUGGACCAAAAGGCUUUACUGGAGACCCUGGUAAGACAGGAGAAGUGGGGACCCCAGGUGUUGCAGGACAGAGGGGGGUUAAUGGGAAAGCUGGAGAGAUGGGCGCUGGUGGCACUGCUGGUCCAGCAGGAGUUGCAGGGAAGAGAGGAGAGCAAGGACCUCCUGGUAUGAAUGGCUUCCAGGGUCCACCUGGAUCUGCUGGUCCACCUGGAGAGUCUGGGAAACCCGGUGCUGAGGUACGGUAUGACAUCACUUCCGACUGUGACAUGCAAUAA